AUGGGGUCUGCGAGCACUGGGUUGGUGGGGACGGUUAUUAAACCCGUGGUUAUAUUGGUUAUAAUGGGGUCUGCAAGCACUGGGCUAGUGGAGUUAGGGAAGGACCAUCGAUCGGUGAAGCUGAGCAAGGCUGGAGUUCCGCUGCUGAAACCCGAUCUGAAAUCCAGAGGGACAACUGGGAACAACCUGGUCACUCAGAUCCUCAGCUUGCCCGGCCAGAUUAUUGGCUAUUUAAUGGCCCACUCGUUUGGUCGACGGAUGCUAUACCCCGGCUCGGUUUCAUUGCUCCAGAAAGCCAUCAUGCCGAUGCUGCUACAGGGACAGGCGCGUCUGAUGGAGGAGUACCAAGGGAAGCGAGCUAAGCUGCUCGCCUGUGACGGAAACCAGAUCGAUACAGUGUUUGUGGACCGGAGGGCGUCGGAGACCGAGCGUGGGAAAAAGCUGGUGGUCUGCUGUGAAGGGAACGCUGGUUUCUAUGAGGUUGGCUGUGUCAGCACCCCAAUGGAAGCGGGAUACUCGGUCCUCGGAUGGAACCACCCUGGGUUUGCGGGAAGCACG
Molecule: messenger RNA, 558 nt
Organism: Rhincodon typus (whale shark)
Lineage: Eukaryota; Metazoa; Chordata; Chondrichthyes; Orectolobiformes; Rhincodontidae
Product: abhydrolase domain containing 16A, phospholipase
Exons: 6
Source: RefSeq, a predicted model, not a curated record